Molecule: messenger RNA, 1517 nt
Organism: Caenorhabditis sp. 36 PRJEB53466
Lineage: Eukaryota; Metazoa; Nematoda; Chromadorea; Rhabditida; Rhabditidae
Source: the annotation of a GenBank genome assembly
AUGUACUUCUUCUCCAUCUUCAACACUCUCGCCGAUCUGGCGAUGAUGUGGCUGUUCAUCUCGGCCACACGGCCAGACGAUAAGAUCCAUCCGCUGGCGACAUUGGUCGCCUGCUCCACCGGUCCCUACUUCUUCAAUCUCUACCCGACCAUCAUGAACUCGGCCGUGUUCGGACUCGAUAUUCAGGAGUUGAGAGACGUCAAGGAGACGCUGAGAACAUUUGAAGUGUAAGUGAAAAAAAGGGAAAAUGUUGUUGUCCCGUUUUGUUGAUCAAAACUAAUGAAAGGGUAGAAGGAUCAGCGGAAGUGGACUUUGACUUGAUCCCAUUGAUCGCUGGUACUCGUGGCUUCGAGAGAAGAGCUUUUAAAGCUACCGUAUUCCCUCCAAACCUGAUCUGCUAAGAGCUCCCAACACUCCCGUUUUCCCUCUUCUAGAAUCUACAUCCGCGACGCGAACUUCAAGUCGAUCAUGCUCGGAACCUACACGUUCUUCGUCGUCUUCGCCGGCCUCCUCAUGUCCUCCACGCUGUUUCGUUCGGCCAAACGCGGCCUGAAGAUCACGCGCUGCGAGCUCUCGUGAGUAUUUGGCAACUACCGUAGUCCACGGGCGGAGAAAACUUGAUUAUAGGCUUCGGACGGGCGUGCCGUGCGCCGUGGGAAUCAUCUUUUGCAUGGCAUUCUACAACAAGAUGUUUGACGUUUACGGACAUAAGGUGAGUCCGCAGGAUUCUCAAAAUGAUGAUAAUGAUAAUAUUGGAAAGUUCUCCCCGAACUGUCCGCUAUCCGUUCUCAUACUCGGACAUUUCUUCUUCGUCGUCUCGCUCGUCUACGGCAUGUUCGUUCUGAGAAAGAUCAAAGAUCCGGGCGAGAUCCAGCUGGAGUCGAUCCGCAACUUCCACUCCCUCUACAUCUUCGGACUCAUCAUCUCCGUCCCGCUCUGUUUCAUGGAAUGUAAGUGCACUACACUGACAACUACAGUAAUCCCCUUUCAGUCCAAAUGUUCUCGUUCCGCGCCCACCGCUUCAUGUUCUCCGACUACGAAUCGUUCGUCCGUCUCAUCUUCUUCGCCUCCAUCCUGCUCCUCGAGCCCUACAAUUCCCGUUUCCGCUUCCGCGAGCGCUUCUACCACCGCACAGGCCCCGAAGUCGGAAUCUGCCCCGCUCCGUCCUCCGCCGCCGCCCCGGUCUCGGUCGAAGCGAGACCGCUGCCCAAGAAGAUAGUGAGUGUGUUUGAGUAGCCUCUCUCGUUCCCCCAAAGACCGAGUCAUUCUGGCCGAGUGGUCUAAGGCGCUGCGUUCAGGUCGCAGUCCUCUCCGGAGGGCGCAGGUUCGAAUCCUGCGGAUGACAGCAACCUUUUUGCAAAAUCUUGGUUCAGAACCUGGACGACAUGCCUCCAAACUACGAGAACUCGGCCCCACCGAACUACGAGAGUGCCCGCAACUUGCCGACUUCCUGGACCAUCACCCCUCCGUCGAAAGAGUACACCGGAGUACAGAUGACUCCGGUCGAGACCAAAUGA